Lithohypha guttulata is the source of this 1581-nucleotide messenger RNA. RefSeq lists its product as uncharacterized. The record is from RefSeq and is a predicted model, not a curated record. Lineage: Eukaryota; Fungi; Ascomycota; Eurotiomycetes; Chaetothyriales; Trichomeriaceae. The transcript is spliced from 2 exons. Bases 1 to 1581 code for a protein of 526 amino acids.
AUGGCUGCCUCCAGACUCACUCUGAUCGCCUUCGCGGCAUUGUCAGCCAAGCUGGCUUUGGCCCAGACUCCAACCAAUCUGGCCCAGCCAUACAACGACUUUGCGUAUGAGGGCUGCUAUAUCGAUGGCAAUACUGAGUUCCGAGCCUUGCCGAACCUUGGCCAAAUCCCUGGUGGCGCCCAAAACAACACUAUCGAGAACUGCAUCGAUUCUUGUGGUGUACUAUAUGAGUAUGCUGGCAUGGAGUUUGGUACUGAGUGCUGGUGUGGUAAUGCGAUCAAUCCUGCAUCUACCGUAGCACCAGGAGGGAAUGCCGAAUGCAUUACUGAGUGCACAGGAGACGAAACUGAGAUUUGUGGUUCCGAAAACAGACUCAGCAUGUACCAUCGCACCAUCCCAGCUCUCUGUGGGGCAAAUCCUGUGCCUUCUGGCACCCUCGCUGGCAGUAACGAUGACAUGGAGAUCUACUGUGGUUUCACAGUCGACAAUGAGGCUAAUACCAAUCUGCAAGUUAUCACCAGCAUCUCCUUCGAACAAUGUGUUCAGGCCUGUGCUACCAACGACGAAUGCGUAGGCUUGUCGUACUUCCCACCUGGAACCACUUGCUACACACAUAGUGGUGUGAGCAGAGCUCCCGCCCCGAAUGCUGAGUACAAUGGUGCCCGCAAGCAGAUUGCUGCUCCUCCAGGAGAUGAGGGUACUACCACCACUACCACCACUACUGAGGCGACGACAACGACUAGCACGACUGAGGAGACAACGACCACUACCACGACUGAGGAGACGACAACUACCACGACGACUGAGGAGACAACGACUACGACUGAAGCAACGACAACGACCACUACCACUAGCACGCUUGACCUUGCCGCAAUCAGUCGAGCCUCGGUUUCCGAAUCACGAGCAUCAGCCAACGCAGCCAUCAGCCUGAGCAGAGCCAGCGUGGCUGCUUCCAAGACCUCAAGCAGAAUUUUGGCAUCCCAGAUUGGCGCAGAGUUCACUGCCUCACGGGAAUCCUUCCGAGCGUCUGUCAGUGCUUCUAAGGCAUCAGCCUCAUUAGCUGCAGCGGAAAGCCGACUCUCUGUAACAUCGUCGAGAGCACUAGCCAGUCAAGUCCGCCUCGAAUCUCAGCUUGCGGUCUCAGCCUCGAAGGAGUCUGCCUCCGCCGCUGUCGCAGCAAGCAAAGCCUCUGUUUCCUUGUCACGAGCAGCAGCCAACUCAGCCAUCUCGGCAUCUCGUCAAUCGGUGCUUGCUUCCAAAGCAGCUUCUGCUGCUUCCGUCAACGCCUCGAAGUCAACCAGCAUCCAGCUUGCAGAGAUCAGCAGGGCUUCCGUCAGCUCCUCACGUACCGCUGCUGCUGUCUCGGUAACAUCCAGUCGAUUGGCAGCAGCCGCCUCCCGCGCAUCUGAAAAUGCUCGUAUUUCGUCUGAGCGAGCUGCUUCUUAUGCCUCCAUCACCUCUUCACGUAAUGCUGCCCUCGCUGCGAAGUUAACCACUACCACUACCGUCACCAGUACCCUCACCACUUCUACUACCACAAGUGCUGCGUUGAGAUUUAUGAGAUACGCCCGUGCUGCUUAG